UCGUUCGUCCCAGAGAGAAACAGAGAGUGGGAGUUGGUGCAAGAGGGAAGGUCUAGAAAAAAGUAGAAACAAGGCCAGAUGUGGGGGAGAUCUAGACCUAACCUCAUGGCCACAGCUGGAGGGGCCAUGCUGACUUCCCUGUACCUAGCCUUGCAGUUGGUACUGACCGGGAAAGAGGUGAGCUCAGGGCCCAGACUGUCAUGGAUCUGCAGGAUCUCCAGCCUUAACGCCAAGUCAGUCAGGGAGUGACAGCAGUGGAAAUGGGCGCUGGAGGAUCAGGACGGGCCUUGUGGCCACAGAGGGAAGGCAUGGGGAUAGGGUCCAUGAUCAUCCCGGUGGGCACCAGAUCAUCCCAGUGGGCACCAGAAUGACACCUGACCAGGCCAUCCUUGAGUGGGGCACCCACCCACCCUAGAAAGUCCAUACUUCUGAACUGCACUCUCGGGUGAAAGAGAGAGGAGGCAGACAGACUCUCAAGCCUGGAGGAGACUCUGACACAGUAGAGUCAGCCCUGAGGAGCCACGGAGCAGAUGACACAGAGCUGAGGGUUCCUUGGAUGACAGGAAGUCACUGUGUCCUAAAAAACAGGUCCAAUGUGGAGACCAAAGAGAGAGGGGAUCAGGAGGGGACACAGCUCGAGGGGGGACCAAAACUGGCACACUCAGCAGGAUGGAGGAGGUCCCAUGCGCUAACAUGCAUGCCCAGGAGUGAAGCAAAGAAUUGUUGAUCUAGAAAGAGAAGAAUUUGAAUGCCAAGCUAUAGGGCUUGGGGUGGCUUGAGGGUACUGGGGGAGUCACAUAAGGGGGGGUCAAGAAUGGUUUGGGUAGCUGCUGAGAGCUGCAGAGCCAAAAGAGAUGUGGCUGCAGCCAGAGGGGCUGUUUGGUGGCCGCGAUGGCUCUUUAGGACAGGCCUGGCUUGAUAUGAAGGUGGGUGAGUACCAUGAGCCCAGAGACUCCUGUGUAGCCUUGAGAUUUCACGUGUCCAGGUGUCCCUCCCUAUCCAGAAUCUGCCCCCAGGCUCCCCUGCAAGGACUGCCAAGUCUGACUCUCUUGUGGUCCUCACAGAGAAAGAACUUUUUUGGGGGUGACAUCUGAUCCUCUAGUCAGGAGCACACACCGGCCACCCGUUGUUCAUAGCUUCUGAAGAGACAUGGUGGGCCAGGCUGAGUGGCUGGAGGCUGGAUCCUUCCCCUUUCUGAGCAGUGGGUUCCUCAAAUGGAACAGAUAACACGCCUCAGGGGGAAUUGUGGGGACCACAUCUGCAUCAGCACUGGGAGGGACACAUAGUCAGUGCUUUGUAAAUCAAGAUGAACUCUUACCAACCAAGGCAGGGACCCGUCUUAUCCUUUCCCAACACCCCUGUGGUCAGGGAGUCCAGAGAAUGCAGCAGGGGCAGGUGCCAUCUCUCACACUAGGCACGGAAGGUCACCUUAGAUGAAGGAGCUGGCCAGAGACUGCCAUUUAAUGUCAGCUCUGUGUGGGGCAGGGUCCCUGAACCUGGGUGGCAGGCCAGAUGAUGACCUGUGGUCAGGGUGGGGCUGAUAAGGCCCCAACCAAUCAUCUGAGCUUCCCUCCCUCUACUGGGCUUCCGUGAAGCUGCUGGUGGCCUCUGGAGCUCCAGAAAUCCAGGUCUCAGCUGACUCUAGCAGAUUCCUUGCUGGAGGGCGAAACCCUAGGGGGCAGCCUCUGUCCAGCAUGCCUUAAGUCCAGGGAAGGGCAGUUGCUUUCUGACUCACCCAGGGGUCUGGCCGACUUAGAUUUGUCCUGGUAUGAUCCCAGGCUCCGGCCCCAGAAGGGAAAGCCUCUUAAGAAGCUUCCGGUUUGAGCAGCCAAGAUCCUGCCUUUCGAGCUGAAGGGCUCUCCUGCUGCCAAGAUGCCUUUGCCUCAGACAGGGGCCCCUGGGCCAGAGGUAAAAAGCCCCAGGGAGCCUAGGAAGUCACAGACCCUCCCUGUGACCACCUGGAAGUCCAACAGUAUGAAAGAGCAGAGCGUGCACCACGGGGGCAGCUUGAGACCCAGCCUGGGCAUGCUGAAGCAGACCCUCUUCCGGACCAGCCUGAGAACUUCAACCCACAAGCCCAAGGAGGACCCAGGCCUGUUCAGGCGCAGCUCCCGUUUCCUGUUCAGGUCCUUGAGACGGGCCAUAGAUGAAGGCUUAACUGCUGGGCAUCCCCAAGGCCCUGCGGUACCAGAGAAGCCCUCCAAAGUCACAGAUGGCGUCAGCAGGCAGGCAGCCACUGGGACAGAGGCUGAGGAUCUGGAACCCCAGGCAGAAAGUAAAUCCGUGGCAGACCUCAUCACUGAGCGGCAGCUAGUGAAGGCCUUUGAACAAUUGCGGUACCUGGAGACGCAGCUGGUAGCCGACAAAACUUCCCGCACCUUUACACAGGACCCCACCGCCUAUGCUCGGCGCGCUAUGGACCUUUGUCUACAUUACGACGGAAUGGCUGCGGAGAUCGGAGCCAUUGUGCGCGAGGCGCUGAGUUCCGAAGGCGUGGAUCGAGACGCUCUAGCGGAACUGGCCCAAGUGGUACACUUGGAAGAGGAGGCCCAUCAGACCUCCCAGGCCGAGGGUGAUUUCUUGAGUACACCCCGCCACUGGCGUAUGCAUUGGGAGGACGCGGUGCGUCUCAGCGCUCAGGAGCGCGUACAGCAGGCAGGCGCAAAAGUCAUCCCCGGGGCUGCGGAGGGCUCAUCCGACCUAGCCCAGCUUCUGGCUGAGCUCGGCGGUGUGGUUCGCCACGACCUGCAGAAGGUGCGCUUAGAGAUGCAGCCCGCUUACGAAGCCACCGACUUCCCAGUGUGGGAGACCUACUUGCGUGCCUUCCACAGCGCUGUGGCCCAGCGUCUACAGGAGCUGGCGCGAGACGCCCGCGGCUGUGAGCAGCUCUAUGUGCUGUUAGACUGGGCCGCUAAUGUCUAUGGCAGUCCUGACUUCCUGGGCGCCCCAGACUUGGCGCUGCCCACCGAGCCGCUGCCCCCACUUCUAGAGCCUGCUCUGUGGGCUCGACUGGAAAGUGACUACACUAGCUUCCUAGAGACCAAGAUCACAAGCUGUUUUGACAGCAUCUUGCAGCUGGAACAGAAUCGCUGGGAAGCCGACGAGGACCGGGAAGUACUGCAGGGCCUCUACCACGCGCCCCUGUCCAUCGAUGUGCACAUGCUGGUAGCUGAGCAUGUGAAGGCAGCUGGCGCUAUCUCCGCGGAGCUGGAGGCCACUACCCUGCAGAUCUGCGCGCGUGCGCUCUGUCUCUUUGUGCCCAGGUUUGAAAAGGCUUUUCUGGCGUCGAAGGCAGUGAGCGAAUGGUACCUGGGUGCUUACAUUAACGCCUGCGUGGAGCUGAGAACCAGUCUUCUGGCCAGGUUCCCAGGAACCAUAAAGGAACUGGAGAAACCCCUAGUGGCUGCCACCAAUAGCUUCCAGAAACAUUUGCUCCAGAUUGUACAGCAAGACAUGCAGCCUCUAUUUAAGGUGCUAUAUACCAAGAGCUGGCUCACACAGGACACACUUCGUCCCCUCAUGGACAAAGUGGUGGACUUUGCACAUCAUCUUGAGCAUGUGACCCCACCACUGGCACAGGAGACACUGCAGGAGGUGCACCGUUUUGUGGUCCGCGAAUACCUGGGGCAGGUGCUGAGGCCCCACGAGAGGUUCAGUGGCCAGGAUCGACUGAAGGGCUCUAAUAAGAUGAACCUGGAUGCCCAGGCCAUUAGCAACACCUUCCAGGGCUUGGGCUCUGAAGCCAAGUGGCUGGACCAAGCCAUCCUGUCUGUGGCUGAGAUCCUGGGCGAGACAUACAAAGACGACAUCCGGCGGCACCUGGAAACACUUAUACGGAGCUACCCGGACAUCAGGCGAGACCACAUUCUGGCCAUUCUGGCACUACGCAGACUCGGCCGCCGCCGGAACCAGAAUCUCUUGCAACACACCCAAGACUUGCUGAGGGCUGCCCACGAGACCAGGCUCCCCUCACACCACGUGCUCUUCGAGGAGAUCGAAGUGCCCACCUCUGUGGACGUGCUAAUCACCUGCAUCUAGGGCUGAAGGGCGAGCAGGAGCCUCGUUGGCCGAGGAUCUGUCACCCUCUCCAUGACUGACCCCAAGUUGGGAGCCCAGUGAGUCACUCUGGCCCUACCCCCAGCACUGAAGCCUGGGGACAUGGAAUUUUUGGUCUCAGCUGCCUGGCUGCUCAGCCAGAGGAGCCAGGAGAUGAGGCAUUCCGGGCAUUUGUGGGGGAGUCUUUUGGGGCUGCGGAGUCUCCUUUCAGGACUUCAGGCCAGGGAAGGCUUCCCUUUCUAACUGCUCAGCACAUCCACACUGUAGUGCGAAGCUGAGGAUUCUAAAAAUAAAUGUGAAUUAAAAUAGUGUACAAGGU
Messenger RNA from Mus musculus (house mouse), 4375 nucleotides. It is a transcript of the gene Exoc3l4, whose product is annotated as exocyst complex component 3-like 4. The record is from RefSeq and is a predicted model, not a curated record. Gene Ontology annotation, biological process: exocytosis. Gene Ontology annotation, cellular component: exocyst. The transcript has 13 exons. NCBI's taxonomy places the organism in Eukaryota, Metazoa, Chordata, Mammalia, Rodentia, Muridae. Bases 1873 to 4038 code for a protein of 721 amino acids.